CGGCGGGCGCCUCAGUCGGGACAGCUGCGGCAGCAGAGAGGACCGAGGCUGCUGACCGCUGCUCCGACGCGGACCAGGUGGAGGGAGGGGCCGUCACUGAACAUUCGCCCACCAUGAAGCCCCCAGCAGCCUGUGCAGGAGAUGCCCUGGAUGUGGCGGCGCCAUGCUCUGCUGUGAACUACCUCCGGUGGGACCUGAGCGCCCAGCAGAUUGGGGAGCUCACCACAGAACUCAUCGAGCAGACAAAGCGUGUGUACGACCGCGUGGGCACCCAGGAGCUUCAGGAUGUAUCCUACGAGAACACGCUCAAGGCACUGGCUGACGUGGAAGUGUCCUACACAGUUCAGAGGAACAUCCUUGACUUCCCCCAGCACGUGUCUCCAUGCAAGGACAUCCGCACGGCCAGCACGGAGGCGGACAAGAAGCUGUCCGAGUUUGAUGUGGAGAUGAGCAUGAGGCAGGAUGUGUACCAGAGGAUCGUCUGGCUGCAGGAGAAGGUCCAGAAGGACUCACUGAGGCCAGAGGCGGCACGGUACCUGGAGCGGCUGAUCAAACUGGGCCGGAGAAAUGGGCUCCACCUGCCCAAGGAAACGCAGGAGAAAAUUAAGAGCAUCAAAAAGAAGCUAAGCCUCCUGUGCAUCGACUUCAACAAGAACCUGAACGAAGACACGACCUUUCUGCCGUUUACACGAGAGGAGCUGGGAGGGCUCCCCGAGGACUUUCUCAACUCGCUAGAGAAGACGGAGGAUGAGAAGCUGAAGGUUACCCUCAAGUACCCACACUACUUCCCCCUUCUGAAGAAGUGCCAUGUGCCAGAGACCAGGAGGAAGGUGGAGGAAGCCUUCAACUGUCGGUGCAAGGAGGAGAACUGUGCGAUCCUCCGGGAGCUGGUGAGGCUGCGGGCGCAGAAAUCCAGCCUGUUGGGGUUCAGCACCCAUGCUGACUACGUGCUGGAGAUGAACAUGGCCAAGACCAGCCAGGUGGUGGCCACUUUCCUAGAUGAGCUGGCCCAGAAGCUGAAGCCCCUUGGGGAGCAGGAGCGGGCUGUGAUCCUGGAGCUGAAGAAGGCCGAGUGCACCAAGCGGGGCCUUGACUUUGAUGGCCGCAUCAACGCCUGGGACAUGCGCUACUACAUGAACCAAGUGGAGGAGACACGCUACCGUGUGGACCAGAACCUGCUCAAGGAGUACUUCCCCAUGCAGGUGGUCACCCGUGGGCUCCUGGGCAUCUACCAGGAGCUGCUGGGGCUGACCUUCCACCUGGAGGAGGGUGCCGCUGUGUGGCAUGAGGAUGUGAUGCUGUAUUCUGUCAGGGAUGCAGCCUCAGGCAAAGUCAUCGGGAAGUUCUACCUGGACCUCUACCCGAGGGAAGGGAAGUAUGGGCACGCAGCCUGCUUUGGCCUGCAGCCAGGCUGCCUGCGGCAGGACGGGAGCCGCCAGAUCGCCAUCGCAGCCAUGGUGGCCAACUUCACCAAGCCCACGCCUGACGCGCCCUCCCUGCUGCAGCACGAUGAGGUGGAGACCUACUUCCAUGAGUUUGGGCAUGUGAUGCACCAGCUAUGCUCCCAGGCCGAGUUCGCCAUGUUCAGUGGGACACACGUGGAGCGGGACUUCGUGGAGGCACCCUCGCAGAUGCUGGAGAACUGGGUGUGGGAGGCAGAGCCGCUGCUCAGGAUGUCCCAGCACUACCGGACGGGCAGCGCUAUCCCGCAGGAGCUGCUGGAGAAGCUCAUCAAGUCCCGGCAGGCCAACACAGGCCUCUUCAACCUGCGCCAGAUCGUCCUGGCCAAGGUAGACCAGGCCCUGCACACGCAGACGGCCGCAGACCCGGCUGAGGAGUACGCCCGACUCUGCCAGGAGAUCCUUGGGGUCCCAGCCACACCAGGGACCAACAUGCCUGCGACCUUUGGCCACCUGGCGGGGGGCUACGAUGCCCAGUACUACGGCUACUUGUGGAGUGAGGUGUACUCCGCGGACAUGUUCCACACGCGCUUCAAGCAGGAGGGCAUCCUGAGUGGCAAGGUGGGCAUGGACUACAGAAGCUGUAUCCUGAGACCUGGCGGCUCCGAGGAUGCCAGCGUCAUGUUGAAGCUCUUCCUGGGUCGGGAUCCCAAGCAGGAUGCCUUCCUCCUGAGCAAAGGACUGCAGGUUGAAGGCUGCGAGCCACCAGCUUCUUGACAGCUUGGGGGUUUGGCGCACCCGCGGGCUGGGCCGUGCUCUCCCUGGCCCUGGUGCCUUAGCACCCAGCCAUGGCGGCCUCUAGCCCAGGGGUGGGGUGGGGGAAGGGCUCUGCGUCCCCCAGCCCCCUGCAGCGGCCUGGGCAGGAAGGUCUCCUCUGGAGGUGUCUGGUGAGCCUCAUCCAGGCUCUUCUUUGUUGCACUAACACAACUCCUUCCUGGGGAGUUUUCCUAGUUUAAAUGGGUUCUUUGAAAU
Messenger RNA from Sus scrofa (pig), 2432 nucleotides. RefSeq names its product thimet oligopeptidase 1 (gene THOP1). Lineage: Eukaryota; Metazoa; Chordata; Mammalia; Artiodactyla; Suidae. Gene Ontology annotation, biological process: proteolysis; peptide metabolic process. Gene Ontology annotation, cellular component: mitochondrial intermembrane space. The record is from RefSeq and is marked provisional. Gene Ontology annotation, molecular function: metalloendopeptidase activity.